UGCGGCCCGUUGUUAUGACGACACGGUCGUAAAUCCGCCAUCUUCCUGUGGUGCGUUGCGACAUGGAGGGCGCGAUGGCAGUGCGGGUGACGGCCGCUCAUACGGCAGAAGCCCGGGCCGAAGCCGGGCGUGAAGCGGGCGAGGGCGGGGUUGCGGCGGCGGCGGCCUUAUCCCCCGGCGGCUUCCUGGGGCUCCCAGCGCCCUUCAGCGAGGAAGACGAGGACGAUGUGCACAGAUGUGGCCGUUGCCAAGUGGAGUUCACUGCUUUGGAGGACUUUGUCCAGCACAAGAUUCAGAAGACCUGCCAUCGGGCCCCACAAGAGGCUCUGCCCACCACCCCUGCUGCCACUGCGCUGCUGGGCCAGGAGGUGGUGCCAACAGCAGCAGAGGGCGGUCCAGAGGAAGCCAUCACUGUGGCCCACAUUGUGGUGGAGGCCACCUCUCUGGCAGAAGACAUCAGCCAUGCUCCUGACCUUGUUGGAAGUGGGCACAUCAAAGAGGUCAUUGUGGCUGCUGAGGCAGAGCCAGGGGAUGGCGAGGUGGAGGCUCCAGGCAGUCCUAACCAUCAGGAACUUGGGCUUACUGGGGAGGGCGAGCAGGCCCAAGCCAAGCUGCUGGUGAACAAGGAAGGCCGCUACGUGUGCAUGCUGUGUCACAAGACCUUCAAAACGGGCAGCAUCCUCAAGGCCCACAUGGUAACGCACAGCAGCCGCAAGGACCAUGAGUGUAAGCUCUGUGGAGCCUCCUUUCGGACCAAGGGCUCUCUGAUCCGGCAUCACCGACGUCACACUGAUGAGCGCCCCUACAAAUGUGCCAAGUGUGGAAAGAGUUUCCGAGAGUCAGGCGCGCUGACUCGGCACCUCAAAUCUCUCACUCCAUGCACAGAGAAGAUCCGCUUCAGCAUAAGCAAGGACACAGCUUCAGGCAAAGAGGAAGUGCCUGCAGGGUCCAGUGCCUCCACUGUGGGGACAGUGACAUCAUCAGUGGCAGGAGAACCCAUGGAGACAUCCCCUGUGAUUCACCUGGUGACAGAUGCCAAGGGCACUGUCAUCCAUGAAGUCCAUGUCCAGAUGCAGGAGCUUCCCCUGGGCAUGAAAGCCCUGACCCCAGAGUCCCCAGACUCCGAGGAGCUCCCCUGUUCCAGUGAGAACAGCCGUGAGAACCUGCUACAUCAGGCCAUGCAGAAUUCCGGCAUUGUCCUUGAGAGGGUUGCUGGGGAGGAGAGUACUCUGGAGCCAGCCCCUCCCUCUGGGACCAGUCCCCAGGCCCUGGGAGAGGGACUCCCAGAGCUGCCACUGCUGAAGGUGGAGCAGAUGGAGACAACACAGGUGGCCAGUGAGGCCGCCUCCGUGCCCAAGACCCACCCGUGCCCUCAGUGCAGCGAGACUUUCCCAACGGCAGCCACGCUGGAGGCCCACAAGAGAGGUCAUAUAGGGCCGAGGCCAUUCACCUGCACACAGUGUGGCAAGGCCUUCCCCAAAGCCUACCUGCUCAAGAAGCACCAGGAGGCGCAUGUGCACGAGCGCCGCUUCCGCUGUGGAGAUUGCGGGAAGCUCUAUAAGACCAUUGCUCAUGUGCGAGGCCACCGACGAGUCCACUCAGAUGAGAGGCCUUUCCCUUGUCCCCAGUGUGGCAAGCGUUACAAAACCAAGAAUGCCCAGCAAGUGCACUUCCGGACACAUCUGGAAGAAAAGCCCCAUGUGUGCCAGUUCUGCAGCCGAGGCUUCCGGGAGAAGGGCUCCCUGGUGCGGCAUGUGAGGCACCACACAGGCGAGAAACCCUUCAAGUGCUACAAGUGUGGCCGUGGUUUUGCGGAGCACGGCACACUCAACCGGCACCUGCGCACUAAAGGGGGCUGCCUGCUGGAAGUGGAAGAGCUGCUGGUAUCUGAGGAAAGCCCCUCUACGGCUGCCACCGUGCUUGCAGAAGACCCCCACACCGUGCUGGUAGAGUUCUCAUCUGUGGUAGCUGACACCCAAGAGUACAUUAUUGAGGCUACUGCAGAUGACACAGAGACCAGUGAAGCCACUGAGAUCAUUGAGGGCACCCAGACAGAGGUGGACAGUCACAUCAUGAAGGUGGUACAGCAGAUCGUGCACCAGGCUGGUGCGGGGCACCAGAUCAUCGUGCAGAAUGUCACCAUGGACCAGGAGGCAGCAUUGGGCUCAGAGGCAGCUGCUGCAGACACGAUCACCAUCGCCACGCCUGAGAGUCUUACUGAGCAGGUGGCCAUGACGCUGGCUUCAGCAAUCAGUGAGGGCACUGUGCUCACAGCCCGGGCAGGUCCAAACAGUACUGAGCAGGCCACUGUGACAAUGGUGUCAUCAGAAGACAUAGAGAUCCUGGAGCAUGGAGGAGAACUGGUCAUUGCGUCACCAGAGGGCCAGCUUGAGGUGCAGACAGUCAUUGUAUAGCUUGAGGGCCUCGAACUGCUGUGGACAGAAGAUGGAGCGAGGACCCUGGGUGUCUGCCCUCACCUGCUUGGUCAGAGGCGUCCACAUUCAGGCAGCCAGAGGGGAGAGAGCGAACUCGCAGUUUUGUUUUGUUUAUUUUUUUUGUGUGUGUGUUUGUUUGUUUGUUUUCUGCUUUACAAUAAAACAAAAAACCUGCA
Messenger RNA from Apodemus sylvaticus (European woodmouse), 2611 nucleotides. RefSeq names its product E4F transcription factor 1 (gene E4f1). NCBI's taxonomy places the organism in Eukaryota, Metazoa, Chordata, Mammalia, Rodentia, Muridae. The transcript is spliced from 14 exons. Gene Ontology annotation, molecular function: RNA polymerase II cis-regulatory region sequence-specific DNA binding; DNA-binding transcription factor activity. The record is from RefSeq and is a predicted model, not a curated record. Bases 63 to 2414 code for a protein of 783 amino acids. Gene Ontology annotation, biological process: regulation of transcription by RNA polymerase II.